CGUGGCUCGUAUGGGUGGGGCUGGUUUUAAUUAUGAGCAGCUCUUUUAAAUUUGGUCAAUUUCUGAUCAAGUCAAGGCUCGUCUUCUACCAGACUCCACUCAGUUUUGCCUUCACUAACAUAAGACCAGUUGUUCCAGGCCAUGUGCUAGUGUCUAGUGUUCGUGUAGUGUCACGUUUUCAGGAUCUAACAAAAGAGGAAGUGUCUGAUCUUUUUCAAUGCGUUCAUCUCAUUGCACCAAAGAUAGAGCAACACUUCAAUGCCACAAGUUUAACUAUUGCAAUACAGGAUGGACCAGAGGCUGGCCAGACUGUUCCACAUGUACAUGUACACAUACUCCCAAGAAGAACUGGUGACUUCAAACAGAAUGAUGAAGUAUAUGAAGCAUUAGAGAGAAUAGAUGCUGAAAAAAGGACAAAUAGAACAGAAGAAGAAAUGGCUGAAGAAGCAGACAUACUUAGGAAACUAUUAAACUUAUGAAUAGAUGAAGUACUAAACACUGUACGUAAUCAUGAUUGACUAAAUUAUAAUGCAUAAUCUUAUUAUUGUGAAUUUAAAUAAAAACGCAGCUAUUUAAUUUCAGUAGAUGUUGCAACUUA
Messenger RNA from Amphimedon queenslandica, 598 nucleotides. Its product is annotated as bis(5'-adenosyl)-triphosphatase-like. NCBI's taxonomy places the organism in Eukaryota, Metazoa, Porifera, Demospongiae, Haplosclerida, Niphatidae. Gene Ontology annotation, molecular function: catalytic activity. The coding region runs from base 33 to 479 and encodes 148 amino acids. The record is from RefSeq and is a predicted model, not a curated record. The transcript is spliced from 4 exons.